AUGAACACACAAGACAAGCACCAAGGUCAAAAACACAACCAACAAACUUCUCUCAACCCAUAUCUAACUUCCACCAAAGAACAGACAUGGCCAACCUUUUGGAGAAAGAAUCUCCAAGGAAACACAAUAUCAAAUGGACUCAAAUCACACCAGAACAAGGAGCGUAGGCUCCCUACAAACUCAAGACACCUCCUCUGCUAA
Molecule: messenger RNA, 201 nt
Organism: Thlaspi arvense
Lineage: Eukaryota; Viridiplantae; Streptophyta; Magnoliopsida; Brassicales; Brassicaceae
Source: the annotation of a GenBank genome assembly